Molecule: messenger RNA, 11565 nt
Organism: Wickerhamiella sorbophila
Lineage: Eukaryota; Fungi; Ascomycota; Dipodascomycetes; Dipodascales; Trichomonascaceae
Exons: 1
Coding region: 1-11565 (3854 amino acids)
Source: RefSeq, a predicted model, not a curated record
AUGAUCACUGAACAAUCUAAUAUAACAUCAAGCUCUGCUCUAUCAUAUUCGACCAUGACAUCUUCACCUGGUACUAUUAUCACGACUGUCACAGUCCCCUGCACUCACAAAACAUGUUCUGUUCCUGAGCUGACAACUACUGUCACCAUCACCUACCCUACACCCACAGGCCCAGGUGAAACCAUGACUGUGAGUCAACUUACAACAGAUGUUGUUGUUGAAGAAAACACGAAAUCACUGACGGUCACUGUUACUGUGCCAUGUUCCACUCUUCCUUCAACACCUACAGGUAUGCCCAAUGUCACCGCUCCAUCAGGUUUGGCUACCUCUGAACUAUCUCCGUCACAUCCAACUGUGACAUCGGCUCCUGGAACCAUCGUUACUACUGUUACAGUCCCCUGCACUCACAAAACAUGCUCUGUUCCUGAGCUGACAACUACUGUCACCAUCACCUACCCUACACCCACAGGCCCAAGUGAAACCAUGACUGUGAGUCAACUUACAACAGAUGUUGUUGUUGAAGAAAACACGAAAUCACUGACGGUCACUGUUACUGUGCCAUGUUCCACUCUUCCUUCAACACCUACAGGUAUGCCCAAUGUCACCGCUCCAUCAGGUUUGGCUACCUCUGAACUAUCUCCGUCACAUCCAACUGUGACAUCGGCUCCUGGAACCAUCGUUACUACUGUUACAGUCCCCUGCACUCACAAAACAUGCUCUGUUCCUGAGCUGACAACUACUGUCACCAUCACCUACCCUACACCCACAGGCCCAAGUGAAACCAUGACUGUGAGUCAACUUACAACAGAUGUUGUUGUUGAAGAAAACACGAAAUCACUGACGGUCACUGUUACUGUGCCAUGUUCCACUCUUCCUUCAACACCUACAGGUAUGCCCAAUGUCACCGCUCCAUCAGGUUUGGCUACCUCUGAACUAUCUCCGUCACAUCCAACUGUGACAUCGGCUCCUGGAACCAUCGUUACUACUGUUACAGUCCCCUGCACUCACAAAACAUGCUCUGUUCCUGAGCUGACAACUACUGUCACCAUCACCUACCCUACACCCACGGGCCCAGGUGAAACCAUGACUGUGAGUCAACUUACGACAAAUGUUGUUGUUGAAGAAAACACGAAAACAUUGACGGUCACUGUUACUGUGCCAUGUUCCACUCUUCCUUCAACACCUACAGGUAUGCCCAAUGUCACCGCUCCAUCAGGUUUGGCUACCUCUGAACUAUCUCCGUCACAUCCAACUGUGACAUCGGCUCCUGGAACCAUCGUUACUACUGUUACAGUCCCCUGCACUCACAAAACAUGCUCUGUUCCUGAGCUGACAACUACUGUCACCAUCACCUACCCUACACCCACGGGCCCAGGUGAAACCAUGACUGUGAGUCAACUUACGACAAAUGUUGUUGUUGAAGAAAACACGAAAACAUUGACGGUUACUGUAACUGUACCAUGUUCCACUCUUCCUUCAACACCUACAAACGCGCCCAAUGUCACAGCCCCGUCAGGUUUGGCUACUUCUGAACUAUCUCCGUCACAUCCAGCCAUAACAUCGGCUCCUGGAACCAUCGUUACUACUGUCACAGUACCUUGCACCCAUAAAACAUGUUCUGUUCCUGAGCUGACAACUACUGUCACCAUCACAUACCCUACACCCACGGGUCCAGGUGAAACCAUGACUGUGAGUCAACUUACAACAAAUGUUGUUGUUGAAGAAAACACCAAAACAUUGACAGUCACUGUCACUGUACCGUGUCCAACUUCAGAAGCAGCGCCUACAAACGUACCCGCUAUUACUUCUUCACCUGUUCAACCCCCCAGCCUCAGUUAUUUGACUACAACUGUCAGUAUUCCAUGCACUACACUUUGUGAGUCGAGCGUGUAUACUACAUAUUUGACGGUGGCUGUACCAGGUACAACGACGUUAGGUCAGACGAUGACAGUCAGUGAGCUGACCACAGUUGUAAGUGUGAAGCGUAAUACUAAGAUAGUGACUGUUACGGUUACUGUGCCGCGUGAAAAUACACGUGUGCCUCUUCAAAGCUACAAGAUAACCACUGAAGGACCACAGCCAUCGGCGCCGCUUACUACUAUCACGCUCCCAUGCACUGAAGAAACUUGUGUUGAGAGCUACAAAACAAUCACUAUUGGUCCACAUGCAACCAAUCCUUCUGUCUCCACUCUUACCCUACCAUGUACUGGAGAGAAUUGCGUUGAAAGCUACAAGACAAUCACUAUCGGACCGCAGCCAUCUGCUCCGCUCACUACUAUCACGCUCCCAUGCACUGAAGAAACUUGUAUGGAGAGCUACAAAACAAUCACUAUUGGUCCAAAUGCGACCAACCCUCCUGUUACUACGCUUACACUGCCUUGUACUGAAGAGCAUUGUGUGGAAAGCUACAGGACAAUCACUGUCGGACCACAGCCAUCUGCUCCGCUCACUACUAUCACGCUCCCAUGCACUGAAGAAACUUGUGUUGAAAGCUACAAAACAAUCACUGUUGGUUCACAGGCGACCAAUCGGGUCACUACACUUACGUUACCUUGCACUGAGGAGAGCUGUGCCGAGAGCUAUAAGACAACAGUUGUGACCCAAAAUGCAACAUUUGCCCACACUCAAAGUGCAGGUAUCCGAACGGUCACAGUGUCUUGCUCGGGUGAUGAAUGUCUUCCAGGUCAUUCCACCUCCGUAAUUACCUUGAGCAAUACUGAAGUCUGCACUGGAACUACAUGUGGAAUCAGUAAUACAACUCAGUCAACUGAGUACUCCGCAACAUCUACGGGCACAUUACCUCUUCCUUGCACGGAUGAAUCGUGCAACGUUACAUUGAAUACAACUGUUCCAACAGUGGAAUCACCUUCCGAGAGUCAUCCCUACUUCCCUGUGUCGACCAAUUCUAAUGUGACCCACACUGGAUCCAAGUCAGGUGAACAUACUGAACUAUCUGUUUCUUCAACGGAGAUGAAUCCACCGUCGCAAAUGAACGUUACCUCAACGGUUGAAAACACAAGUUUAACAAACACGAUGAAUGUUACUGAGACCUCAAAAUGGAAUAAAACCCUCACUUCUGGGCUCAGUUCGACUGCUACCGAGCUACCGAUUCCGACCGUAUCAAAUGUCACUGAAACUUCUGUCAAGAACCACACUGCUACACACAUGGUAAACACAACUGCAAGUGAAAUGCCUCCGUUCACCACGGCAUCGAAUGUAACAGCGACAUCAACCUGGAAUAGGACCAUGACAGGAAUGAAUACAACUGCUACGGAGCUACCAAUUACGACCAUAUCAAAUGAGACCUCUGUUACGAACCACACCGCUACAAAAAUGGUAAACACGACUACAAGUGAGGUACCUCCGUUCACGACAGCAUCGAAUAUGACAGGAGUGAAAACAACUGCUACCGAGCUACCGAUUCCAACAGUAUCAAAUGUCACUGAAACCUCUGUCACGAAUCAUACCGCUACACAAAUGGUAAACACAACUGCAAGUGAAGUGCCUCCGUUUACGACAGCAUCGAAUAUGACAGGAGUGAAUACAACUGCUACGGAGCUACCGAUUCCAACAGUAUCAAAUGAGACCUCUGUUACGAAUCAUACCGCUACACAAAUGGUAAACACAACUGCAAGUGAAGUGCCUCCGUUCACGACAGCAUCGAAUAUGACAGGAGUGAAUACAACUGCUACUGAGCUACCGAUUCCAACAGUAUCAAAUGAGACCUCUGUCACGAAUCAUACCGCUACACAAAUGGUAAACACAACUGCAAGUGAAGUGCCUCCGUUCACCACGGCAUCGAAUGUAACAGCGACAUCAACCUGGAAUAGGACCAUGACAGGAAUGAAUACAACUGCUACGGAGCUACCAAUUACGACCAUAUCAAAUGAGACCUCUGUUACGAAUCAUACCGCUACACAAAUGGUAAACACGACUGCAAGUGGGGUACCUUCGUUCACGACAGCAUCGAAUAUGACAGGAGUGAAUACAACUGCUACUGAGCUACCGAUUCCAACAGUAUCAAAUGAGACCUCUGUCACGAAUCAUACCGCUACACAAAUGGUAAACACAACUGCAAGUGAAGUGCCUCCGUUCACGACAGCAUCGAAUAUGACAGGAGUGAAUACAACUGCUACGGAGCUACCGAUUCCAACAGUAUCAAAUGAGACCUCUGUUACGAAUCAUACCGCUACACAAAUGGUAAACACGACUGCAAGUGGGGUACCUUCGUUCACGACAGCAUCGAAUAUGACAGGAGUGAAUACAACUGCUACUGAGCUACCGAUUCCAACAGUAUCAAAUGAGACCUCUGUCACGAAUCAUACCGCUACACACAUGGCAAACACAACUGCAAGUGAAAUGCCUCCGUUCACGACGGCAUCGAAUGUAACAGCGACAUCAACCUGGAAUAGGACCAUGACAGGAAUGAAUACAACUGCUACGGAGCUACCAAUUACGACCAUAUCAAAUGAGACCUCUGUUACGAACCACACCGCUACAGAAAUGGUAAACACGACUACAAGUGAGGUACCUCCGUUUACGUCGGCAUCAAAUAUGACCGGGACAGCACUCCGGAGUAAGGCGUCAACAUUUACGCUCAACACAACUGCUGUUGAGGGGUCAGGAUCAAGCAGCGCAGGUAUACAGAUCUCUUCCCAAACCGUUACUGAGUUAUCCUCGAGCCAUAAGACCACAUUCACCGAAACUACGAUACUUCCUUGUGUGACCUGUACAGGAUCCGCUGGCUUAAAUAUGACCGGCACCAGUAUUGAAAGCGUUCCAUGCGCUACCUGUGUUGAGACGUCCACCUCGGAGUUUAAUAUGACAGCAACCAAUUACCAAACAGAAUCUUGUGCUACAUGCAUCUCCACAUCAUCCAUGGAGGGUAAUAGGACUAUCAACAGUGCCGCUACUACUUCCUGUGAAACAUGUUCUGGAUCAUCCCAAUGGAAUACGACUGGUGCUAGUGUCAGUACAGUUCCAUGCGAUACCUGCACUGUAUCGUCAGUGUCAGAAUGGAAUAAUACUGUCAUCGACACUGAAACAGUUCCUUGUAAGACCUGCAUCCCCACUGUUGGGUCAGAGUUAAACCACACUGUAACUCGGUUCACUUCAUCACCAUGCACAACGUGCGCUACUCCUAGUUUCGGGGCGAAUCUCACUGCUACCAGCGUUGCAUCUACUCAAUGUGACACAUGUAGCACGUUAAACAAUCCUGAAUGGAACACAACGGUAACUGCCACCAGCUCUGUUCCCUGCCAGACAUGCACAGCCAUAUCAGGUAAGAUCUCCAGCGUUACUUCAAUGGCAACUGUUACCAUUCCUUGUACGGAGACUUCAUGCGAAGUGAGCGCAUACACCACUGCCCUGACUGUGGUACACCCAUCAGUCGCACCUGAGCAAUCUGUUGUUAGCAGUGUGAUGACGACUCCGGUCGUCAUCUCAUCUCAGACGUACAUGGCAAGCCUGACAGUUCCCGCUCCUGCUCCAAUGGUUUCUGGAACUCAGCCGGCACCUGCUGCACCUGGCGUCACUUCAAUGGCCACUGUUACUAUUCCUUGUACGGAGACUUCCUGCGAAGUGGGUGCAUACACCACUGCCCUUACAGUUGUACACCCAUCAGUCGCACCUGAGCAAUCUGUUGUUAGCAGUGUGAUGACCACUCCGGUCGUCAUCUCCUCUCAGACUUACAUGGCAAGCCUGACAAUUCCCGCACCUGCUCCAGUUGUAUCUGAAACUCAGCCGGCACCUGCUGCACCUGGUGUCACUUCGAUGGCCACUGUUACUAUUCCCUGUACGGCGACGUCUUGCGAAGUGAGUGCAUACACCACUGCCCUUACAGUUGUACACCCAUCAGUCGCACCUGAGCAAUCUGUUGUUAGCAGUGUGAUGACCACUCCGGUCGUGAUCUCCUCUCAGACGUACAUGGCAAGCGUGACAGUUCCCGCACCUGCUCCAGUUGUAUCUGAAACUCAGCCGGCACCCGGCGUCACUUCAAUGGCCACUGUUACUAUCCCUUGUACGGAGACUUCAUGCGAAGUGAGCGCAUAUACCACUGCCCUUACAGUGGUACACCCAUCAGUCGCACCUGAGCGAUCAGUUGUUAGCAGCGUGCUGACCACUCCAGUCGUGAUCUCAUCUCAGACGUACAUGGCAAGCCUGACAGUUCCCGCUCCUGCUCCAAUGGUUUCUGGAACUCAGUCGGCACCUGCUGCACCUGGCGUCACUUCGAUGGCCACUGUUACUAUUCCUUGUACGGAGACUUCCUGCGAAGUGAGCGCAUACACCACUGCCCUUACAGUUGUACACCCAUCAGUCGCACCUGAGCAAUCUGUUGUUAGCAGUGUGAUGACGACUCCGGUCGUCAUCUCCUCUCAGACGUACAUGGCAAGCGUGACAGUUCCUGCACCUGCCCCGGUCGUAUCUGAAACUCAGCCUGCACCUAUUGCAUCCGGAGUCACUUCAAUGGCCACUGUUACUAUUCCUUGUACGGAGACUUCCUGCGAAGUGAGCGCAUACACCACUGCCCUUACAGUGGUACACCCCUCAGUCGCACCUGAGCAAUCUGUUGUUAGCAGUGUGAUGACCACUCCGGUUGUGAUUUCAUCUCAGACGUACAUGGCAAGCGUGACAGUUCCUGCACCUGCCCCAGUCGUAUCUGAAACUCAGCCUGCACCUACUGCACCUGGCGUCACUUCAAUGGCCACUGUUACUAUCCCCUGUACGGAGACUUCCUGCGAAGUGAGCGCAUACACCACUGCCCUUACAGUGGUACACCCAUCAGCCGCACCUGAGCAAUCUGUUGUUAGCAGUGUGAUGACCACUCCAGUCGUGAUCUCAUCUCAGACGUACAUGGCAAGCCUGACAGUUCCCGCUCCUGCUCCAAUGGUUUCUGGAACUCAGUCGGCACCUGCUGCACCUGGCGUCACUUCGAUGGCCACUGUUACUAUUCCUUGUACGGAGACUUCCUGCGAAGUGAGCGCAUACACCACUGCCCUUACAGUUGUACACCCAUCAGUCGCACCUGAGCAAUCUGUUGUUAGCAGUGUGAUGACCACUCCGGUAGUCAUCUCAUCUCAGACGUACAUGGCUAGUGUGACAGUUCCCGCACCAGCUCCAAUGGUUUCUGAAACACAGCCUGCACCUGGCAUCACUUCAAUGGCCACUGUUACUAUCCCCUGUACGGAGACUUCAUGCGAAGUGAGUGCAUACACCACUGCGCUGACUGUGGUACACCCAUCAGUCGCACCUGAGCAAUCUGUUGUUAGCAGUGUGAUGACCACUCCGGUUGUGAUCUCCUCUCAGACGUACAUGGCAAGCCUGACAGUUCCUGCACCUGCCCCGGUCGUAUCUGAAACUCAGCCUGCACCUAUUGCAUCCGGAGUCACUUCAAUGGCCACUGUUACUAUUCCUUGUACGGAGACUUCCUGCGAAGUGAGUGCAUACACCACUGCCCUGACUGUAGUACACCCAUCAGUCGCACCUGAGCAAUCAGUUGUUAGCAGCGUGCUGACCACUCCAGUCGUGAUCUCCUCUCAGACGUACAUGGCAAGCGUGACAGUUCCUGCACCUGCCCCAGUCGUAUCUGAAACUCAGCCUGCACCUAUUGUACCCGGAUUCACUUCAAUGGCAACCGUUACUAUCCCUUGUACGGAGACUUCUUGCGAAGUGAGUGCAUACACUACUGCCCUGACUGUGGUACACCCAUCAGUCGCACCUGAGCAAUCAGUUGUUAGCAGCGUGCUGACCACUCCAGUCGUGAUCUCAUCUCAGACGUACAUGGCUAGUGUGACAGUUCCCGCUCCUGCUCCAAUGGUUUCUGAAGCACGGCCUGCACCUGGCGUCACUUCGAUGGCCACCGUUACCAUUCCUUGUACGGAGACUUCCUGCGAAGUGAGUGCAUACACCACUGCUCUGACUGUGAUGCACCCGUCGGUCGCACCUCAGCAAUCUGUUGUUAGCAGUGUGAUGACCACUCCGGUUGUCAUCUCAUCUCAGACGUACAUGGCUAGUGUGACAGUUCCCGCUCCUGCUCCAAUGGUUUCUGAAGCACGGCCUGCACCUGGCGUCACUUCGAUGGCCACUGUUACUAUUCCCUGUACGGCGACUUCCUGUGAAGUGAGCGCAUACACCACUGCUCUUACUGUGGUGCAACCAUCGAUCUCUCCAGGGCAAUCUGUUACGAGUAGUGUGAUCACUACUCCAGUCGUGAUCUCAUCUCAGACGUACAUGGCUAGUGUGACAGUUCCCGCUCCUGCUCCAAUGGUUUCUGAAACUCAGCCGGCACCUGUUGUACCUGGUGUGACGUCGAUGGCUACUGUUACCAUUCCUUGUACGGAGACUUCCUGCGAAGUGAGCGCAUACACCACUGCUCUUACAGUGGUGCACCCAUCAGUCGCACCUGAGCAAUCUGUUGUUAGCAGUGUGAUGACCACUCCGGUUGUGAUUUCAUCUCAGACGUACAUGGCUAGUGUGACAGUUCCCGCUCCUGCUCCAAUGGUUUCUGAAACUCAGCCGGCACCUGCUGCACCUGGUGUCACUUCAAUGGCCACUGUUACUAUCCCCUGUACGGAGACUUCUUGCGAAGUGAGCGCAUACACCACUGCUCUCACUGUGGUGCAGCCAUCGAUCCCUCCAGGGCAAUCCGUUGUUAGUAGUGUGAUCACCACUCCAGUCGUGAUCUCAUCUCAGACUUAUACGGCAUGCGUGACAGUUCCUGCACCUGCCCCAGCAAUUUCUAAUACUCAACCUGCACCCUUAGUACCUAGGGUCACUUCUAUGGCUACUGUUACCAUUCCUUGCACGGAGACUUCCUGCGAAGUGAGUGCAUACACCACUGCGCUGACUGUGGUACACCCAUCAGUCGUACCUGAGCAAUCUGUUGUUAGCAGCGUGAUGACCACUCCAGUAGUGAUCUCCUCUCAGACGUACAUGGCUAGUGUGACAGUUCCCGCACCUGCCCCAGUUGUAUCUGAAACUCAGCCUGCACCUAUUGUACCCGGAGUCACUUCAAUGGCAACCGUUACUAUCCCUUGUACGGAGACGUCUUGCGAAGUGAGUGCAUACACUACUGCCCUGACUGUGGUACACCCAUCAGUCGCACCUGAGCAAUCAGUUGUUAGCAGCGUGCUGACCACUCCAGUCGUGAUCUCCUCUCAGACGUACAUGGCAAGCGUGACAGUUCCUGCACCUGCCCCAGUCGUAUCUGAAACUCAGCCUGCACCUACUGCACCUGGUGUCACUUCGAUGGCCACUGUUACUAUUCCCUGUACGGCGACUUCCUGUGAAGUGAGCGCAUACACCACUGCUCUUACUGUGGUGCAACCAUCGAUCCCUCCAGGGCAAUCUGUUACGAGUAGUGUGAUCACUACUCCAGUCGUGAUCUCAUCUCAGACUUAUACGGCAUGUGUGACAGUUCCUGCCCCUGCCCCAGUAAUCUCAAACACUCAACCAGCACCUGUUGUACCUGGUGUGACGUCGAUGGCUACUGUUACCAUUCCUUGUACGGAGACGUCUUGCGAAGUGAGUGCAUACACCACUGCGCUGACUGUGGUGCACCCAUCAGUCGCACCUGAGCAAUCUGUUACGAGUAGUGUGAUCACUACUCCAGUCGUGAUCUCAUCUCAGACGUACAUGGCUAGUGUGACAGUUCCCGCUCCUGCUCCAAUGGUUUCUGAAACUCAGCCGGCACCUGUUGUACCUGGUGUGACGUCGAUGGCUACUGUUACCAUUCCUUGUACGGAGACUUCCUGCGAAGUGAGCGCAUACACCACUGCUCUUACAGUGGUGCACCCAUCAGUCGCACCUGAGCAAUCUGUUGUUAGCAGUGUGAUGACCACUCCGGUUGUGAUCUCCUCUCAGACGUACAUGGCAAGCCUGACAGUUCCUGCACCUGCCCCGGUCGUAUCUGAAACUCAGCCUGCACCUAUUGCAUCCGGAGUCACUUCAAUGGCCACUGUUACUAUUCCUUGUACGGAGACUUCCUGCGAAGUGAGUGCAUACACCACUGCUCUGACUGUGAUGCACCCGUCGGUCGCACCUCAGCAAUCUGUUGUUAGCAGUGUGAUGACCACUCCGGUUGUCAUCUCAUCUCAGACGUACAUGGCUAGUGUGACAGUUCCCGCUCCUGCUCCAAUGGUUUCUGAAACUCAGCCGGCACCUGUUGCACCUGGUGUCACUUCGAUGGCAACCGUUACCAUUCCUUGUACGGAGACUUCUUGCGAAGUGAGCGCAUACACCACUGCCCUGACUGUGGUGCACCCGUCGGUCGCACCUCAGCAGUCUGUUGUUAGCAGUGUGAUGACCACUCCGGUCGUCAUCUCAUCUCAGACGUACAUGGCUAGUGUGACAGUUCCCGCUCCUGCUCCAAUGGUUUCUGAAGCACGGCCUGCACCUGGCGUCACUUCGAUGGCCACCGUUACCAUUCCUUGUACGGAGACUUCCUGCGAAGUGAGUGCAUACACCACUGCUCUGACUGUGAUACAUCCGUCAGUCGCACCAGAGCAAUCUGUCGUUAGCAGUGUGAUCACCACUCCGGUUGUGAUUUCUUCGCAGACUUAUACGGCAUGCGUGACGGUUCCCGCACCUGCCCCAGUAAUUUCUGAAACUCAGCCGCCACCUGCUGUAAUCUCAUCCGAGACAUACCCGACAAGCGAGAUAGCGACAGUUCCGCUGCCAGUACACACCAAUCCUUUGAUCACUAUGGCUAAUACGCUUCCUCAGAAGUAUGUCACGGUUACAACUUGCACCCUUGAGCUUCCCUGUACCAAAUCCGUGUGCGAGGAAAAGACAUUUACAACCGAGUUUGAGCAUACCUUUACACCCGCUGAAACUAUGAUAUCAACUAUCAUGACUACCUGUAUCACACUCUCUUCCGAAAUACACACGAUCGAAUACACUGUUCCAGCACCUGCUAGUCAGGAAUCACCACAUACUAUACUCCCCACUACGGGUAUAGCUGAAACUCCUAUCAAUACAGCUCAACCUCUUCUCACUCACGAGGUACCCGAAGCCUCAGUAACCCCACCGUCUGCUUCAGAGCUUGUACCACCUAAUGUGCCUGAAGUGUCAGAACAAGCACCUCCCAUUCCAACCGAAAUACAAUCUAUUGUUCCUCAACAACCACAAGGUUCACAACCACCAGCUAGAGCAGCCAAUCCAAGAGAAUCCCAGUAUGGUAUUCCUGCGGUACCACAACAGUCGAUCGCACCUCUUAAUUCCGAAUCACCAGAGGGUUCGCAACCAACUGUUAUCCCGACUGCUCCUCAAAUAUCUCUGCCUUCACCAGCACAACCAGAGUAUCAAACGAGCAGCCCUGUGUAUCAGCCCACUCCGGAAGUACCUGCUGAAUCCCAGCCCGGUGUUCCAACCCCCCAGGUUCAGUCUCCUCCGGCAGUGCCUGCUGAGUCCCAACCCAGUGUUGCAGCUCCACAGGUGCAGUCUUCCCCUCCUCAGAUGGUACCACAAGAGUCCCAACCAGAGGUCCCACUGGCUAAUCGCGGCUUGAAAAGUCGCAUCCCCGUUAAGCAUGUGGUCGGCCUCGUUCUCAUUUAUCUGAUCAUUUAG